Lottia gigantea (owl limpet) is the source of this 897-nucleotide messenger RNA. RefSeq lists its product as hypothetical. NCBI's taxonomy places the organism in Eukaryota, Metazoa, Mollusca, Gastropoda, Lottiidae. The transcript is spliced from 6 exons. Gene Ontology annotation, biological process: G protein-coupled receptor signaling pathway; visual perception. Gene Ontology annotation, molecular function: G protein-coupled receptor activity. Gene Ontology annotation, cellular component: photoreceptor outer segment; membrane. Bases 1 to 897 code for a protein of 298 amino acids. The record is from RefSeq and is a predicted model, not a curated record.
AUGACGGCUGCGGAAUUUUCAUCCUUUGAACAUUCAAUUGUUGGAAUAACAUAUAUGGUAAUCGGUAUUUCUGGAACACUCCUUAGUUUACUGGUAGCUUUAACAUUCAUACGUGAAAAAGGUUUAUUUAAAUAUGGUCGAGCAUGGCUACAUAUCAGUUUAGCAAUAGCUAAUGUUGGCGUUGUAGGAGCUUUUCCCUUCUCUGGUUCGUCCAGUUUUAGUGGAAGGUGGUUAUAUGGAAGUGGAAUGUGUACUUUUUAUGGCUUUAUUGGAAUGUUCUUUGGAAUAGCUGCUAUUGGAAAUGUGUUUGCUCUUUGUGUUGAAAGAUAUCUUGUUUCUAAAAAGAAAGAUUCUGUUGAUAAAGUAUCAAAUCAGUUCUAUUGGAUGAUCACAGCAUUAGUGUGGAUUAAUGCAUUUUUCUGGGGUAUUAUGCCAGCACUAGGAUGGACCAGCUAUGACAUCGAACCAUCUGGAACAUCUUGUACUAUUAAAUGGCAGAACUAUGAUAGUGGUUAUCCUAGUUUUAUGGCCAUGUUGAGUUUAACAUGUUUUCUUAUACCACUACCAGUUGCCCUAAUCUGCCUUAUACUGUCUGGCACUGAUAAAAUUACCGAAGAUAAGGAAGAAAAAACAUAUUUUAGAGAAGACCAACUACGAUCGACUUGUACGUUCCUUCUGAUAUUGGCUCUUAUAGGUUGGGGACCGUACUGUUUCAUUUGUAUCUGGGCCUUAUUUGCGGAUACAACACAAGUUUCUAUGUUAGCUGCAGUGAUACCACCCUUAGCUGCCAAGACCAUGGUACUACUCUAUCCCGUAGCCUAUUGCCAGGGAAACAAAAGAUUCAAGAACGCCUUUCUUGGGAUGUUCAUUUUCAACGAAUCACCAAAACAACAAUAG